UUCGAGAAUACACGAUGUGCCGACUUGUCAAAAUAUCAUCACAUUAAAAUCGAGCCCAUCGUGUACCCUCAAAACGAUCGUCUGCCUAAUCACUUAUUUACACCCUUACUAAAUUCCUAUGCGUUAUUAAAACUCAAUUUAUUCAUGAAGGACAACAAUAAAUCUGUCUUCCUCUAUCCUGCUACGCCACUGGUUCCCCAAAACCAUACAAGCUAUAAAUCUGUUUUGGUUUAUUCAAAAUAAACUAAGUGGAAAUGUGAAAUUGAUAAAGCAACUUAAUUGCAGUGGAUUUUCUCAGAAAUGAGCACUAAUAUAAAAUCCACUUCUCGGGAUUUAGUAAACCCAUUAUUGGUAAGUACUUUUUCAGCACCUACCACUAAUUAUCGCUCUGUCGAUCGUUCGAAAGUCGGCCGAUGCACCAGAAUUUCGUCAAACAUCGUGUGCAGCAUGUUGCUUUGGAAUUUAAUUUUGUGUGUCAUCAGGGAUACUCGAACCAUCGUUGGGGCAGUGAGAGUAGUAGUAUAUGAAAUGUUACUUCUGGAUUUAGCCACUUAAAAUCUUACAAAAAUCGUGGAAAUCAGUAAUAAUUGUGUGAAUAUUCCACUGGUCAUUUUAUAUACUAACUACUAAUGAAAUAUUUACGCUUUUACUUAGUAGUAACAAAUUUAAUACAAAUUGGCUUAUUUUAGGGAUUACGUCGGCAUUCCCUCUCCUUUUCCUUGUUACGCCACUGACUCCCUAAACCACACGCGGUUAAAAAGUUGUCGAUCUUUUUAUGCCUAUGUAGAGUUCAUUAUUUUAAGGACGUGGAUAAAAUUAUGCAACGUAAUAUACACAAGACACAAGCUAAGGGUGACGAUUACUUGUUUAAACAAAUACAACAAACAAAUUUAGGUUAACAACAAAGUGACAUUUGAAGAGAACAAGGUUGGCAAAACGUCAAUUUGACAUUUAUAUAUAUUUUUUUGCAAAACAUACCUUGUUUUAAAAUUGUUAACACAUGAAAAUUGUUGCAUUCACUGCGAAAUGUGUAUUUUGGGUUGAGUGAAUUUUUCCAAGCCCUUAUAAAAUGAACUGUAGUCUGACUUAUUAUGAAUGAAAAUGUGACAGUUAUGAGUACCACGACACUCUGUAUUUAACGCCACUUUUGUUUAACGAAACUGCACUUAAAUUCCGUUCAAAAGACGAAUUUUUAGGUAUUUUUAUGUGUGUUGUAGAUAAUUCGGAGUAAAUGUGUAAUGGCUGCAACCCACUUUACACAGUGACAUGCGCACGCUAUUCAUGCUUUAGCGCUUGCACGAAACCAGGGGCGGAUGGAGCAUCUGGAAAUCGGGAAUUUUCCAGAGCGCUGGUGCCCGAAUUUAAAUUUUGUGUACUUUUAAAUGAAAUAAAAUUUAGGGCUUUCAGGCGUUGAUUUAAAUUCGGUUAUUAUUAUUAAUUAAUCACGGGAUUCCGAUAUUCUUUCAAAUUGUUUUAAAAACUAAGCACAUGGAGUCUUUGAGAUUCUUUCUAUUACUUCAAAAACUAAACGAAAGGGGUCUCCGGGAUUCUUUUCAAUUAUACUUCAAAAACCGGAUACAAGAGGUUACUGAUAUUCUUUCAAACCAUUUCAAAAAUCAGACACAAGGGGUUUCUGAGAUUCUUUCUAAUUCUACUUCAAAAAUUAGGCACAAAGGAUACUGGAGAUUUUUUCAAAUUACUUCAAAAACUUGGCAAAAGCGGUCCCCUAAUUUUUUUCAAACUAGUUCAAAUAUAAAACAAAGGGUUCCUGAGAUUCUUUUAAAUUACUUCAAACAUCAGAGACAAGGGAUUUCCGAGAUUCUUUCUAAUUAUACUUCAAAAACCAAACAAAAAGGUCCCCGAGAUUCUUUUAUAAACUACUUCAAAAACUAGGAUCAUGGAGAUUUUUUCAAACUACUUCAAAAACUAGGUAAAAGCGGUCCCCGAGAGUCUUUCAAACUACUUAAAAAAAACACAAAGGGUUCCCGAGAUUCUUUGUAACUAUACUUCAAAAAACAGACACAAGAGGUCCCCGAGAUUCUUUCACACCACUUCAAAAAUCAGACACAAUGGGUUUCCGAGAUUCUUUCUAAUUAUACUUCAAAAACCAAACAAAAAAAGUCCCCGAGAUUCUUUUAAAUUAUUUUAGUAUUAGUAUUAGUUCACACACCUACUAAUUACUUCAAAAACUAGGUACAAAGGAUUCUGGAGAUUUUUUCAAACUACUUCAAAAGCUAGGCAAAAGCGGUCCCCGAGAUUCUUUCAAACUACUUCAAAUAUAGAACAGAAAGGGUUCCCGAGAUCCUUUCUAACUAUACUUCAAAAACCAGACACAAGACGUCCCCGAUAUUCUUUAAAACCACUUCAAAAAUCAGACACAAGGGGUUCCUUAGAUUCUUUCUAACUAUACUUCAAAAAUUAGAUACCAGAGAUCCCUGCGUUUUUUUCAAAUUACGAGCACUUUAAAAACCAAACAGAAAAGGUCCCAGAGAUUUUUUAAACUACUUCAAAAACUAGGCACAAAGGAUCCUUGAGAUUUUCUCAAAUUACUUCAAAAACUAGGCAAAAGCGAUCCAAGAAAUUCUUUGAAACUACUUCAAAAAUUAAACACAAAGGGUUCCCGAGAUUCUUUCUAAUUAUACUUCAAAUACCAGAUACCAGAGUUCAUUGAGUAUCAUUCACACUUCGAAUACUUCAAAAACAAGACACAAAAGACCCUCAAAAUUUUUUCAAACUACUUCAAAAACCAAACAAAAAAUAUCACUGAGAUUCUUUUAAAUUACUUCAAAAAAUAGGAUCCUGGAGAUGUUUCCAAACUACUCCAAAAACUAGGCAAAAGCGUUCCCCGAGAUUCUUUAAAACUACUUCAAGAACAAAACACAAAUGAUUCCUGAGAUUCUUUCUAACUAUACUUUAAAAAUCAGACACAAAAGGUCCCCGAGAUUCUUUCAAACUACCUCAAAAAUCAUAUACAUUCUCCCUCCUGAAAAGGUCCAAGAGAUUUUUUUAAAUUACUUCAAAAACUAGGCAAAAGCGGUCCCCGAGAUUCUUUUAAACAACUUCAAACAUACAACACAAUGGAUUCCCGACAUUCUUUCUAACUAUACUUCAAAAACCAAAUACCAGAGGUCGCUGAGUUUCUUUCACACUUCGAGUACUUCAAAAACAAGGCACGAAGACCCUCAAAAUUCUUUCAAGCUACUUCAAAAAUCAAACAAAAAAGGUUCCUGAGAUUAUUUUAAACUACUUCAAAAACUAGGAUCCUGGAGAUUUUUUCAAACUACUUCAAAGAGUAGGCAAAAGAGGUCUCCGAGAUUUUCUAAAACUACUUCAAAAAUAAAACACAAAGGGUUCCCCAGAUCCUUUCUAACUAUACUUUAAAAAACAGAUACAAGACGUCCCCGAGAUUCUUUCAAACCACUUCAAAAAUCAUACACAAGAGGUUCCCGACAUUCUUUCUAACUAUACUCCAAAAAUUAGAUACCAGAGGUCUCUGGGUUUCUUUCAAAUUACGAGUACUUCAAAAACCAAACAGAAAAGGUUCCAGAGAUUUUUUUGAACUACUUCAAAAACUAGGCAAAAGCGGUCCCCGAGAUUCUUUUAAACAACUUCAAACAUACAACACAAUGGAUUUCCGACAUUCUUUCUAACUAUACUUCAAAAACCAGAUACCAGAGGUCACUGAGUAUUUUUUACACUUCGAGUACUUCAAAAACAAGGCACAAAGACCCUCAAAUUUUUUUCAAGCUAUUUCAAAAAUCAAACAAAAAAGCUUCCACAGAUUAUUUUUAACUACUUCAAAAACUAGGAUCCUGGAGAUUUUUUCCAACUACUUCAAAGACUAGGCAAAAGAGGUCUCCGAGAUUUUUUAAAACUACUUCAAAAAUAAAACACAAAGGGUUCCCCAGAUUCUUUCUAACUAUACUUUAAAAACCAGAUACAAGAGGUCCCCGAGAUUCGUUCAAACCACUUGAAAAAUCAUACACAAGGGGGUCCCGACAUUCUUUCUAACUAUACUUCAAAAAUUAGAUACCAGAGGUCCCUGCGUUUCUUUCAAAUUACGAGUACUUCAAAAACCAAACAGAAAAGGUUCCAGAGAUUUUUUUAAACUACUUCAAAAACUAGGCAAAAGCGGCCCCCGAGAUUCUUUUAAACAACUUCAAAAAUAAAACACAGAUUCCCGACAUUCUUUCUAACUAUACUUCAAAAACCAGAUACCAGAGGUCGCUGAGUUUCUUUCACACUUCGAGUACUUCAAAAACAAGCCACAAAGACCUUCACAAUUCUUUUAAGCUACUUCAAAAACCAAACAAAAAAGGUUCCUGAGAUUAUUUUAAACUACUUCAAAAACUAGGAUCCUGGAGAUUUUUUAAAACUACUUCAAAAAUAAAACACAAAGGGUUCUCCACAUUCUUUCUAACUAUACUUUAAAAAACAGAUACAAGAGAUCCCCGAGAUUUUUUCAAACCACUUCAAAAAUCAUACACAAGGGGUUCCCGACAUUCUUUCUAACUAUACUUCAAAAAUUUGAUACCAGAGGCCCCUGCGUUUCUUUCAAAUUACGAGUACUUCAAAAACCAAACAGAAAAGGUUCCAGAGAUUUUUUUAAACUACUUCAAAAUCUAGGCAAACGCGGUCCCCCAGAUUCUUUUAAACAACUUCAAAAAUAAAACACAGAUUCCCGACAUUCUUUCUAACUAUACUUCAAAAACCAAAUACCAGAGGUCGCUGAGUAUCUUUUAUACUUCGAGUACUUCAAAAACAAGGCACAAAGACCCUCAAAAUUUUUUCAAGCUACUUCAAAAACCAAACAAAAAAGGUUCCUGAGAUUAUUUUAAACUACCUACUUCAAAAACUAGGAUCCUGGAGAUUUUUUAAAACUACUUCAAAAAUAAAACACAAAGGGUUCUCCAGAUUCUUUCUAACUAUACUUUAAAAAACAGAUACAAGAGGUCCCCCAGAUUAUUUCCAACCACUUCAAAAAUCAUACACAAGGGGUUCCCGACAUUCUUUUUAACUAUACUUCAAAAAAUAGAUACUAGAGGUCCCUGCAUUUCUUUCAAAUUACGAAUACUUGAAAAACCAAACAUAAAAGGUCCCAGAGAUUUUUUCAAACUACUUCAAGAAAUAGGCAAAAGCGGUCCCCGAGAUUCUUUUAAACAACUUCAAAAAUAAAACACAGAUUCCCGACAUUCUUUCUAACUAUACUUCAAAAACCAGAUACCAGAGGUCGCUGAUUAUCUUUCACACUUCGAGUACUUCAAAAACAAGGCACAAAAGACCCUCAAAAUUCUUUCAAGCUACUUCAAAAACCAAACAAAAAAGGUUCCUGAGAUUAUUUUAAACUACUUCAAAGACUAGGAUCCUGGAGAUUUUUUAAAACUACUUCAAAAAUAAAACACAAAGGGUUCUCCAGAUUCUUUCUAACUAUACUUUAAAAAACAGAUACAAGAGAUCCCCGAGAUUUUUUCAAACCACUUCAAAAAUCAUACACAAGGGGUUCCCGACAUUCUUUCUAACUAUACUUCAAAAAUUAGAUACUAGAGGUCCCUGCGUUUCUUUCAAAUUACGAAUACUUCAAAAACCAAACAGAAAAGGUCCCAAGAUUUUUUUAAACUACUUCAAAAACUAGGCAAACGCGGUCCCCGAGAUUCUUUUAAACAACUUCAAACAUACAACACAAUGGAUUCCCGACAUUCUUUCUAACUAUACUUCAAAAACCAGAUACCAGAGGUCGCUGAGCUUCUUUCACACUUCGAGUACUUCAAAAACCAAACAAAAAAGGUUCCUGAGAUUAUUUUAAACUACUUCAAAAACUAGGAUCCUGGAGAUUUUUUUAAACUACUUCAAAGACUAGGCAAAAGAGGUCUCGGAGAUUCUUUAAAACUACUUCAAAAAUAGAACACAAAGGGUUCCCCUGAUUGUUUCUAACCAUACUUUAAAAAACAGAUACAAGAGGUUCCCGACAUUCUUUCUAACUAUACUUCAAAAAUUAGAUACCAGAGGUCCCUGCGUUUUUUUCAAAUUACGAGUACUUCAAAAACCAAACAGAAAAGGUUCCAGAGAUUUUUUUAAACUACUUCAAAAACUAGGCACAAACGAUCCUGGAGACUUUUUCAAAUUAUUUCAAAAACUAGGCAAAAGCGGUCCCCGAGUUUUUUUUAACCACUUCAAAAAUAAAACACAAAGGGUUCCCCAGAUUGUUUCUAACUAUACUUUAAAAAACAGAUACAAGAGGUCCCCGAGAUUCUUUCAAACCACUUCAAAAAUCAUACACAAGGGGUUCCCGACAUUCUUUCUAACUAUACUUCAAAAAUUAGAUACCGGAGGCUCCUGCGUUUCUUUCAAAUUACGAGUACUUCAAAAACCAAACAGAAAAGGUCCCAGAGAUUUUUUUAAACUACUUCAAAAACUAGGUACAAAGGAUGCUGGAGAUUUUUUCGAAUUACUUCAAAAACUAGGCAAAAGCAGUCCCCGAGAUUCUUUUGAACAACUUCUUUCUAACUAUACUUCAAAAACCAGAAACCAGAGAUCCUUGAAUUUCAUUCAAACUACGAGUACUUCAAAAAUAAAACAACAAUAGAUCCUCAAAAUUCUUUCAAGCUACUUCAUAAACCAAACAAAAUAGGUCCCUAAGAUUCUUUUAAACUACUUUAAAAACUAGGAUCCUGGAAAUUUUUUCAAACUACUUCAAAAACAGGCAAAAGCGGUCCCCGAGAUUCUUUUAAACUGCUUCAAAAAUAAAACACAAAGGGUUCCCGACAUUCUUUCUAACUAUACUUCAAAAACCAGAUACCAGAGGUCCUUGAGUUUCAUUCAAACUACGACUACUUCAAAAAUUGAACAAAAAUAGAUCCUCAAAAUUCUUUCAAGCUACUUCAAAAACAACAAAAGUGGUAUUAGAAAUUGUUUCAAACUAAGUAUUACAAAAACCAAGUACUGGGGGUCCCUGAAAUUCUUUCACACUACAUACUUUAAAAAAACAAAACACAAUUUUAUAUACUAUUAAUGUUUGCAGUUCUGAAUAAUUGGCAGCAAUGUUCCCAUGCCAGUUCUCAUUUGACAACUUUGACAGGAGCGCGUCAAACGUCCCUUAGAAAAGUGAUGAGAAGAUGACUCUAGUUCAUUUUUGACAAUCAAGUAUGCCAUCAUAAAAUUUUAAGUAUGUUGCCACUCUGGUCAUCUGGUACUUUUAAAUGGCCAAAAAUUUCGGGCUUUCAACAGAUCCCAUCCGCUCCUGCACAAAACCAACUAAAAUAAAGUUAAAUUGGAUGCAAUCAAAAGAAAUUAAUAUAUUUUUGUUUAAAUUCAAAGUAAAUUGUCCUAGAAAUAAAUAUUUAAUAGAUGAUUAUAAUUUUGCAGUUAUGCAACCAAUUAUACACCAGUGAUACAGACAUUCGUGCACAGGAACAAAUAAAUAUAAAAUGCCACAAAAAAUAUCCUUGUGACAAAUUAGAGGCUUCAUUUGCUUCUAAACACACUAAUAAUAUCCGUCGCUACGGUGACCUACACGUCGCAUUUUUUAUUUUUUUUUGUGUAACCAUAUAAUUUCCUCUUCACAGCUCGAUAGCUUGACAACAUAAAAAUCCUGAUUUGAAAUUAAUUUAAUUGCGUAUGAGUGAUUCACUCCACAUUUGUCAAAAUGGUUGCUUAAUGUUCGCAAAACUGGCUCCAGUAACGUUUUAUUGUGGGUGUUUCUAGACAGUCCUUAGACAAACGACCUAGUUGUUCGUAGGUAGAUAGGUCAAAGUGACACGCCGUCGCAUUAUUAAUUUUUUCCCUGCAGAGGUCAUACAUAGAAAUUUCUCGUAGUAGGUGAACUAUCCCCGAAAAGCGGCACACUUAGAAUGUAAUGUUCAAAUUGAAAAUGAAAAAUUGAUUUGUGUUAUUAAAUAUUUAAUUAGGGUUGCUAAUUGAGCGAGUCGGCGGAAAAUUCUUUGAAAAUUUAAAGUCAGUGCUAUGCUAAUUAUUCAUUAGUGAUGUAAAUUUUGUACUUUGCGAUUCCUGAAAAUCCAUCAUGACGACGCUUUUAACAAAUGUAACUUCUUGAAUCGGCUUUGUGAAAAAUUCAUGAAUAGCUUUAUACAUCAUACGAUGUGUUUUUUAAAUAAAAUAUUUCCUCACAAGUCAUAAUUUGUCACUAAGAUAUUUUUAUUGUGUGCUGUAGGAUGUACACUGAGUGGAAAAGUGGACACAGGUUUAUCAGAGUGUGAAAAAUUCUGUCACUAGUCACGGGAAAAGAGCAAUUUCCCACCAUGGACGGUUGGGACAUCCUCUAGAUAUUCAUUCCUCUGUGAGAAAUUUCUCUCAACUACUACCAACUGUCGUGAAUUUGUCCAUUUUCAGUUAAGACAUACUCGACCUGCAGCUUGUGCACCCUGUAUUCUCUUAAUGAAAAUAAAAAUUCAGCAGAUUCAUAACCUACUAAAAAUGAUUUUAAUAAGCUAUUACGAGCACCCGAAAAUGUCACUUUUAUCGUCGAUCAGUUGUCUUCGUACCCAACCCUCCCCUAUCCACCCGGUUUCAGGAUCAACGGUUACCGCGAAUUCGUGAACGGCCCUGGAGUUUUCGCGCUUACCGGGUUCCGGAGUCAAGCACCCCGGAUCGGCGUCGUCAUCGGCGUGUCGAAACGCUGACUCCUGCCGGCUCAGCAGGAAACGGAGUUUCGUUUCGCGCUGACCAUUAACCUUAUCAGGUUGCAGAAAUCCGAGGGCUGCUCACCUACGCAGGCAGGGGCGGACUCAGCACUCUGCAACUGCAGGCCGCGCCGUGGAAGCGCUCACUGCAGCGGCUCGCCGAAGACAAGUCAGUUGAACUUAGGCGCUCAGAGUGAACGGUUUCUGUGUGGUAGCGGUACUACAGGUUUUUUAAAGUUAUCUGUUACGCAAAUUGUGUUGUGCUUGCUGUCCUGUGCCCGAUUGGAUUUUAACUUUGUGUGUUCAAGGGUCCGGGAGCGGCCUCGACCGGAGCCUCUUCGGGACAAGGUAGAGGCCAGGUCGCAUUUCGUAACUUGAAACCGCUCUAAUGGACGCAGACUCCAAACCGUUGAAACCAUUCAAAACCACCAUAAUUCGACUCUAGACAUGUGAGCAUCUAAGCCCGCCAUGGAGGAGGAGGGCGAACGAGGCCCCGACGAGGGCUACCUUCUGGUCAGGAUCCACGUGCCGGAGCUCAACGUGCAGAAGUGCCUCCAGUUUCCCCGGGACCAACUCGUCUGGGACGUCAAGCAGCAAUGUUUGGCCGCGCUACCCAAGGUGGCCACUUGGUACCGGGAACUGAAAGAAAGCUUCAAUUAUGGACUGUUCUGCCCCCCGGAGAACGGCAAGGCCGGAAAAUUCCUGGACGAGGAGCGGCGGCUGGGAGAUUACCCGUUCAACGGACCCGUGGGCUACCUGGAGCUGAAGUACAAAAGGCGGGUCUACAAGAUGAUGUCCUUGGACGAGAAGCAGCUGAAGAGCCUGCACACGAGGGCCAACCUGCGGAGGUUCCUGGACUACGUGCACAACGGGCAAGUCGAGAAGAUCACGAAGAUGUGCUCGAAGGGGCUGGAUCCGAACUUCCACUGCCAAGACUCAGGUGAAACGCCCCUGACGCUCGCCACCGGCAUCAAAAAACCCUCAAAAGUCCUCAUCGCCCUCGUCAACGGCGGCGCCCUCCUGGACUACCGCACCAGGGACGGCUCCACCGCCAUGCACCGCUCCGUCGAGCACAAGUCCCUCGAGGCCAUGAAGACCCUGCUCGAGCUCGGCGCCUCGCCCAACUACAAGGACGGCAAGGGCCUCACCCCCCUGUACCUCACGGUCACCCACAACGCCGACCCGGCCUUCACGGAGACGCUGCUCCACGACCACGCCGGCACGGGCGCGCAGGACCUGCAGGGCUGGCAGGAGGUGCACCAGGCGUGCAAGACCGGCAUGAUGCAGCACCUGGAGCACUUGCUCUUCUACGGCGCCGACAUGAACUCCCGCAACGCCUCCGGCAACACGCCGCUGCACGUGUGCGCGGUCAACAACCAGGAGUCCUGCGCCAGGCAACUCCUGUUCCGGGGGGCGGACCGAGGCGCCCUCAACUACGCCAACCAGACGCCGGGACAGGUGGCGGUGAUCGCGGGCAACAUGGAGCUGGCGGAGAUCAUCCAGAACUACAGGCAGGAGGACGUCGUCCCGUACCGCGGCCCACCCAGCUAUAACCCGAAGCGUAGGUCCGCCAUAGGAUGGCUGAACAGAGCCCCCUCCAUGACCACCCUAGCCCUACCUCCAAGUCCCUGUCCCAGCGACCGCUCCUCGGCCCCUUUCAGCUCGGCCAGCUCGAGUCUGAGCGAUAGCAGCAGCGCUCCACCGGGCCACGAGACCGAUACCGCCAGCAUCGUCACAGUGCUCGCACUGGGUGUUGCAGAUAAGAGUUUGGGGGAUGCGAGCGAUAUCAUCAGCGACAGCUCGGGGGUGGGCACGGCCAACUCGGACACGACUUACUUGGCGGCCCCGGGGACGGUGGUGGUCUGCAUAGAGUCGUACUCGGCGCAGGAGGACGGCCACAUCAGCAUCAGGGAGGGGGACAUCCUCGAAGUGACAGGUACCACCGACGACGGUCUUCUCGAAGGGGUGCCGCGAAGCGGCGGCAACAAAACCGGCCUCUUCCCCGCCCACUGCGUCCAAGAAGUCCGCCUCCGCCACAACAUCCAAGCGCCCAUGAUGGUAGCCCGGGACGCCCGACAACCACCCAGCAAGAGCAACGGCCGCGUGUUGGGCAGGCGGGAGAACACGUCGAAGCACUUCGCCACGGCUCCCCGUUUAAAGAAAACCUACGGGGACAGCGAACCCCGCACCGUCGUUCUCCACCGCGGCAAGAAAGGCUUCGGUUUCAUCCUCCGCGGCGCCAAAGCCACCUCCCCCCUCAUGGAGCUCACCCCCUCCGAGAAGUGCCCCGCGCUGCAGUACCUCGACGACGUGGACCCCGGCGGCGUGGCCGACAUGGCCGGCCUCAAGAAAGGCGACUUUCUCCUCGCCAUCAACUCCGAGGACGUCUCGUCGGCGUCGCACGAGCACGUGGUGGACCUCAUCCGCAAGUCGGGCGACCUGGUGCAGAUGACUGUGAUGAGUCUGGCGCCGCCUGCCGCUACUAUGCCCAUGAGCAAGAGCAGCAUCCUGCCGGGGAACGCGGACGUGCCCUUGAGUCGGCAGUACGCGACGCUGCCGAGGAAGAUGGGUAACUCGUGCGGGACGUUGGGUCGGUCGACGCAAGCACCGCUGCCGCCGCGGCGCGACCCCAAGACUACGUUGAGCGUCGGGCGGGCGCGGGCUAAGAGCAUGGUGGCGGGGCUAGAGGGCGCAGAGAAAGAAGAGACUGAAGACAUAACGAAAUCGAGCUCCGCCGAGUCGAUACACCAGAUGACCCCAGGAGGUACCGGCAACUCCACGCCCGUGCAGAUCCGCACGGCUUCCAUCCGCCAGCGGCCGUCGUCGAGCCGCAUCACCUCGGCGGAGUUGGAGGAGCUGUUCCAGCGGCAGCGGGAAGGGGACGUCAAGCACAAGUACAACUCGCUGAUGAGUACUUCGCGCUUUCACGGGUCCAACACGCUGACGCAUCCGUCGUCGCCGGGGAAGAACCGGGUCUACGCCAGUGUCGCUGAGAUGAAGCGCAAGAACAAGAACUCGAAGGUGCGCUUCUCGAGCGGGUUGGCGGGGACGGGGGAGCUCCACCGGGAUUUCCACAGUACGCCGGAUUUGGCGCAGGAGGUGUCGAUGUUGCUGAAUAGCAAGCAUCAUAGGAGCCAGGAGGACUUGGCGCUGUUGAGUAGUAGAGCGUUACCGCCGCCGAACCACCCGCCACCGCCGCCUCCACCCACGGUCCAAGUAGUGAAAGUGGAAGUGUCGAGAGGGGGACAGUCGGAGUACGACUCUCUGAGUAAAGAUAGCCUUGAAGAGAACGUGGUCUCGUCGUUCAAACCCACCACUAGCGCCAAGUUGUAUGCGUCUCCCGAAGACAUGAAGACCGUAGGUUACAGGUCGAAGAGUUUACCGUCGCAUUCGUCGAGGCCCCACGUGAGGAAGUCGCACAGCAUGAGGACUAACUACUCCACGUUUAAACCAACGCAUGCGUCGAGUCCCGCUACCAAGAGUACCAACGCGAAUACGUAUGCACAACCCAUUAGGGCCUCGAGGUCACACUCGACUGCAGGUACUCGUGAGAGGCGGAGGAAACUCAGCUCGAGUAAAUCUGCGUCGAACGUGACUCACACUGCUCAAGGAACCGCCCCGCCUAUACCAGAACCGGACUAUAGUUGCAGCGAAUCGGAAAGAGAGAGCGAAGAAGAAUCAAAGGACCACACGAUGGUACCGAGGUUGCCCCAAACAGUACACCUCCAACAAGUCGAGAAUAGCGGAAACAGUAAUACCAGUGGGAGCAGCUCGGGCAGCAGUUCCAUGCCGCACAGCUUCAGCGUGGAAGAAAUCCAAAAAGGAAAGUCGUUGCUGAAGUCUUCCAAGUCUUAUCCUGAAGACUUCUUGAAGAAACAGAACGAACUAGCGAUCGCAACCAUAGAAGACGGAGACAACAGUUCCUCUGGAGUGAGUUCCGACCAAGAAGUGCCAAGCGGGAACGAAACCUUGAACGCCCAAGAACACAACAGCAUGACCCUACCAUCGCCGAAAACCCAGCGACAACACACAGGUCUGUUGUCUCGGCACGCCGUGUCGCUGGCGCAGCUGCCGCCGCCGAUCGAGGGCGACGGCGACGAGAAGGAGGACUUCUGCCUGCCCCCGCCGCCCGAGUUCGGGGGCGGCAACAGCUGCGUGGAGCACGGGCCGGAGGCCGUGUUGGCGCCGCCGCCGCAGUUCAGCGACAACCGCCAGGUGACCAGAGUUCGGAUCGUGGGGACGGUGCCGAAGCCGGGGCCCCCGGUCGGCGGCGCUCAACCCAAAGCGAAGCAGGGAAGGCUGCACAGUCAGUGACGUACCGAGACGAAUUUUUGAUAAUUUUCUAAAUCACAGAUAGUGCGCCGCUAGCGAAUAAUUCCGUCAUGAUCCAUUAUCAUUAUUCAACUCAUCCUGCCAAAAUAUUCAUAAAUCGAUAUUUUUGAAAUUAUAAUGUUGUACUGUGGUAAUUUUAAGUAUAUUUAUCGUUUUUGUUCUCUCGCGGUAUCUAUGAAUUUUAUCAUGUCUGUCUGUAUUUAGUGGCCUAAGUAUUGUGUAUUAUUUCGUGUAAAUUCUGCUCAAUUCAUGGAUUGCCUAAUGUAAAUAUUUUUUUAAUGGUAAUUGAGGGGAACAGUUUUUGUAUGAUGUGGUUUGUACAUUAACUGUGCUUUUUAUUCGAACUAUCUCGGGGUAGUUUUGAUAAAAAUUAUGCACGUAUGACGUGUGCCAUAUGUACGUGUGCAUGUACCAGUGUUUACUGAAAUUUUAAGCGGAUUUUCGUAGACACUGUGUGUGAUUAUUACUAUUCGCUCGUCGCCUGUAUUUAAUAUUUAUUGUACCGGUACACUUUGUUUCCGUAUGGAAUAGUAAUAAUCGUGUGUUUAUCCCGAUCGAACGUGGCUGUUUUCAGUUUUUCCUUCAGAAUCUCGUAAAUUAAUAUUAGGUGAUAAUUACAUAAUUCUCGUUACAGCAGAAGACAUUUUAUUCCACUAAAUUGUAAAAGAAUAUUAUUACUAUAAGACAUCUUUUAACGUUAUAGUAAUUCAUUCUUUUAUACCUUAAAUUUUUAACUUGUAUAACAUUUUCCGUUACUCGUUCAACUGAGAAAUCAUAUAGUCACGAUUAUCUCAUUAAAUGUAUCUACCACCGUAUUUUUUUCUGUGUGAUAUUAAAGUUAAACGCAGUGGGCAAACGAAAGAAGUGUUUCAAUAAAAUCGAGUUUUCCCGCUUUGCAGGUUUUCGACCCACUGCGCAACUCAUUAA
This is a messenger RNA of Zophobas morio, 13895 nucleotides long. RefSeq names its product protein shank (gene Prosap). Bases 9105 to 12950 code for a protein of 1281 amino acids. Gene Ontology annotation, molecular function: synaptic receptor adaptor activity; ionotropic glutamate receptor binding. Gene Ontology annotation, cellular component: postsynaptic density; dendritic spine; postsynaptic membrane. The transcript has 14 exons. Lineage: Eukaryota; Metazoa; Arthropoda; Insecta; Coleoptera; Tenebrionidae. The record is from RefSeq and is a predicted model, not a curated record.